AUGGGGAGCAUUCAGCAGCAACAGCAAGGAAAUGGAGGGAGCAGCAACCGAAUCGUAUCCUUUGAUGUGGUCGCAAAUACUGUAGUUUCACCGUCCAUUACUCUGACCAGCGACGACUCUGAUCAUGAAGAUCAAAAGCACCAGAAACCUGGAUGGAAAAACUUUCUAUCAUACGUUGGUCCUGGUUUCCUUGUUUCCUUGGCUUAUCUUGAUCCUGGGAACUUGGAAACAGAUCUCCAAGCAGGAGCUAACCACGGAUAUGAGUCACUAGCAGCUAAUCUUGGUGUAACCACUGGCAAACACCUAGCAGAAUUAUGCAAGGCUGAGUACCCUAAAUACGUGAAAUACUGCCUAUGGAUACUGGCUGAGAUUGCCGUCAUAGCAGCUGAUAUUCCCGAAGGCAAGUCCCACUGCAAAGUUUAA
Messenger RNA from Ilex paraguariensis (yerba mate), 423 nucleotides. The record is from the annotation of a GenBank genome assembly. Lineage: Eukaryota; Viridiplantae; Streptophyta; Magnoliopsida; Aquifoliales; Aquifoliaceae.